UAACUUGCAACGUAACAUCGGCGAUAAACGGCAGGCUACGACUGAUUUAGGACACGGGAUGCGGGGAACUCAUUAAAAGUACGAAUUUUUAAAUACAACUUCCAUUUAUAUAAAUGACUUAAGUGUGGAGAACAACAGCCCAUUUUCCAGAGGACACGUAAAGGGUGUAUCAAAAGCGGAUUGACAAGUCAUUACGUGAUCAAAUGGAAGAGAGGAAACGAAAAAGUACGAUGUCAUCCACAAAUCAGCCUCCUCUUGCUGUCCCUAAUCGGAAGAUUCCACUGUCCUCUAGCAGGAGUCUCGAUUAUUCCUGCAUGGGAAGACAGAAGGCCAAGUAUUGCAGGGGUGGAAGAGACAAGCAAAGGCCGCAAUCACUGGUCGGGAAGACUAGUCAAUCAGCCCCCAUCCAGCACUCCUUCCUUACAGAUGUGUCCGAUGUCCAGGAGAUGGAGAAGGGUCUGCUGAGCCUCCUCAAUGACUUCCAUUGUGGCAAGUUGCAGGCCUUUGGAAACGAGUGCUCCAUCGAUCAGAUGGAGCACGUGAGGGAGAUGCAGGAAAAGCUGGCCCGCCUGCACUUUGACCUGUGCAGAGAAGAGGACGAGAUGCCCGAGGACCAGAGGCCAGUCGGCAGUGACGCCAGCAUGCAGAAACUGCUGCUAAACCUGGAGGAAUUAAGCUCAGCUAUACAAAAGCUUAACCUUGCAGACAGCCAGGAUGCACCCAGGACCUCCAGCGUAUGAUCAGCCAGUCUCUGACCUCGCAGAACAUACUGGAAUUGUGCAAAUGUCAAACUGGGGAGAGACAUACGUACAGAAUUACACAUGGGUUCUUCUUGGUCAGGGUAGCACUGUAUCAGCUAAGGUAAGAAACUAAGUAUUAACACGCAAACAGCUAAAAUUGAUCUUCACGACUGCUCAUGUAGCACAUUUCAGGUGCAGAAUAUCCUGCAAAUUCAGUCAGAUACCAAGUAGACUGAAGAUUGUGUGGACCAGGUAGCAUGAUGUGCAGUAUAUAUCUUCUCCAUCUAUAAGUCAAUCAGGCUAGACAGCAAGCACUAGCACAGAAAGAGGUAUAUCCAAAUACGGUUGGGCAUUUAAUAACGAUAUGAACCUCGUGCAAUCGGGAAGGAUGAGUUGAAUGUGUGGUAGGCUCUCCUCUCACUUUCUACUCUCAAGUUCAUCUGUUCUUAUUUGCUCAUUAAAACAUUACAUUUUAUGUGUUUCUGCAUGUUAAUUUGUAAUUACAGACAGCAGUUAUUCAUUGACAUUCUGUUGAAACUGAUUGCUGAAUGCUAUAGUGGUAUACAGUGAUUGAAGGACAGUUUUGAUGGAAUAGAAUAAUUAAUCUUUGAGGAAUAGCAAUUGCGCAACUAUUUUGAUUAUUAUAUUACAUUAUAUUAACUUAGCAGGCACUUUUACCCAGAGUGACUUACAACAUAGGAAAAACAGAAGUGCAUUCACCUGUUUAAAAUGGCAAACAGUCCCAGACUGGGCUAAUAAAAUUCUCAGACCAGUGAGAAUAAAUGCAACAAUACUAAAGCACCACUGCAAGUUACUAACUAUGCUAUGCUAUACUAUGCUAAUCAAUAACCAAAAGAGAAAUUCUGAAUAUAUACAGAAUUAUUCCAUAUGGUUCAUAUGGUCAAUGUUAAAUUAUAUAUUUGCUAGUAUACCUUUCAUGUUACUAUGAUAUUCACAUAUGAUUUAAUCGUUACUUCAUCAACUGGAACAGUUAUAAUUUGUGUGUGACUAGUAUGUUCUAUACAGGAUCUAUACAAUCUGUGCAGAUGUUGGAUUAAAUAUGAAAUUAGCGAAAUAAUCAUUGUAAUGCUUGGCAAUGCAAAGUCAAGGAGUGAUUUAUCAAAGUACACUAUUUAUGAAUUAAUAUAUUAGCUAAGUGGAAAGAAAAACAGCAAAAAAACUCCUCAAAACCUACCUGUUCGAGCAGGCUUUUAAUUAAAUAUUUGUUCCACGGUU
Molecule: messenger RNA, 1976 nt
Organism: Anguilla rostrata (American eel)
Lineage: Eukaryota; Metazoa; Chordata; Actinopteri; Anguilliformes; Anguillidae
Product: coiled-coil domain-containing protein 28A-like
Exons: 6
Coding region: 204-740 (178 amino acids)
Source: RefSeq, a predicted model, not a curated record